Phytophthora nicotianae INRA-310 is the source of this 330-nucleotide messenger RNA. RefSeq lists its product as hypothetical. The record is from RefSeq and is a predicted model, not a curated record. Bases 1 to 330 code for a protein of 109 amino acids. The transcript has 2 exons. Lineage: Eukaryota; Oomycota; Peronosporomycetes; Peronosporales; Peronosporaceae.
AUGUCUUCAAUCACCCCGAGAUCCCUUGCUGCUGCCCUCUUUGUCCCCGACGGCGAUGAGUACCAUCAGUGUCGAAUCUGCUUCUCCCGUCGGAAGCAAGUUCGUGGGACUGGGACGAUUCAACGAUGGGACGGCAGCUUCGACACUUUCUUGAAGGGCGAUGGAUUCCCCAGCACAACUUAUCACUGGUUGGACUGGAUUAUCAUGGAGAACCGCGAACGGAGCAUGUGUGAAAAGGUGAAGACGCGGAAGUACACUCGCUUGAACCGAGUAAGCACAAAGACGCUGAAGAAGAGCAUGUUCGGGCUGGAAAGCGUCGUCCAAGGAUGA